GCUCACAUCAGAUUGGAGGAGCGUGUAGUCCAGAUUCCUUAGAAGGGAAAUCUUAUUCACUAGGGAUACUUAGGCGGUGCUGGUGGAGAUCCUGAGGAAACUAAACUGAACGUUUCAACAAAAUAACUCGGGAUCUACAACACACGUGUGGGCUUUAUUUUUACAUUUAUCAAUAGUAAAUACAUAAAACAUGAAAAUGUCAUCGCUUGGACUGUCCGAAGUCCUCAAAGAAGGAGAACUGGAGAAAAGGAGCGACAACUUGCUUCAGUUUUGGAGAAAGAAGACGUGCGUCUUGACUUCAGACAGCCUGAACAUCUAUGCUGACGGCCAGAAGAGAUCAAAAGCGAAGGAGCUGAAGCUUGAGUCCAUCAAGAAAGUGGACUGUGUGGAGCGGACCGGCAAAUUCGUCUAUUUCACCAUUGUGACCACGGACAACAAGGAGAUCGAUUUCAGGUGCUUCGACGAGGACAAUUGCUGGAAUGCCGUCAUAACCAUGGCUUUAAUAGACUUUCAGAACAGAAAGGCGAUCCAGGACUUUAAAUCGCUACAGGAGACGACGCCCCCCGCACACCAGGAAAGACACCUGGUAAAGUCUGUCUGAUACCCUUCCCCGCAAGUGCCCGGAUACAAUCACCUGGUAAGUUGGAUUAUUUAUAUUUAUUUGAAUUA
Molecule: messenger RNA, 669 nt
Organism: Polyodon spathula (Mississippi paddlefish)
Lineage: Eukaryota; Metazoa; Chordata; Actinopteri; Acipenseriformes; Polyodontidae
Product: pleckstrin homology-like domain family A member 2
Exons: 1
Coding region: 191-601 (136 amino acids)
Biological process (GO): positive regulation of apoptotic process
Molecular function (GO): phosphatidylinositol phosphate binding
Source: RefSeq, a predicted model, not a curated record